AAUAGCGUUCGUAUCGUCGCCAGUGAAACGUGUUCAGACAAGCUGAGAGAAGCUAUCAGAAGCAAUACGGCGAGACAGUGUUGAGAGUGUUUAAACAGUAUCGCUUGUAAACCGGCUGUGUGUGUACUUAUCUAGUUAUCUCACAGUGAAUUGGAGAAUUCAAACUCGAGGAAAGCUGCCAGUGCUACCACUUGCUCCGCAAAGUUCAGCACUAAAAAUUUAUCCCACGUCCGAAGAAUCUUACGAUUCGAAAAUUGGUUCGCCAGGAAGCCAUUGUACGUGCAAAUCCGAAGCUUAUCUUCCAAGAAAAGAAAAAUCACUCACCAGUAUGACUUGCGAGGAAUUACGGUCCAUAUGCUUCAACCAUUUGUCUGACAGAACCAAAAUGUGGAACCAAAAAAAGAAUCGAGAUCUCCAUCGCGGCACCAAUAUUACAUGCGGUUUGCUGCCAACCCUGCGAGCUUUGGCAACACGAGCCGGCAAUACACAAAAAAGUGUUUGCUUUGUACCUUCAGAGGGGCAAACAGAUUCAGCCAGCCACCUCCAAAUAACCCUUCUGGAAGCUUACUGCAGGGAGAAUGGAAUUGAAGUAAUCAGAGUCUCCAAGGAAACUCUAAAAUCCAUGAUGUGUCCCUCGGCUACAGACCUAUCCUGUGUCCUUGUUACCUCCGAUGAACCAUAUUUCUUGGAGUCUCCGGAGUGACUUUCAAGCACCUCAUGCACUUAUUCUGGAAAAGAAAUUGAAAAAAAUUCAACCUGAGUCUUUAAACGAAGAGGCGGAGUUUGAGGAUGAGAGGCUUGGCGAGUGUUCCUACGAUUGUGCUGAGGAACAAGAGUGCUUUAAAACACAUUUGAUUAUGUAACUGCGCAAAGCGCAUAUACAAAUUGUCGAGGCUCAAAAGUAGAGCGACAUAAUCCUGCUUUAUUACAAGCUGAGACGAGUUGGAUGCGAGGAGACGAUGUAGACUAGAAGGAUCUUGCGGGACUCUAAAUCUUCGAGAAAAUAUUAUGUAUGUGUAUAAGAGAGAAACAGAUGCAUUCAAAAUUAUGUUUCCAAUUUUUAUUCAAUGUGUUUAAGUUUGUUAUUGCAUAAUUUACUUAUAUGUAAUCCUAUACUUUCGA
Messenger RNA from Belonocnema kinseyi, 1122 nucleotides. RefSeq lists its product as uncharacterized. NCBI's taxonomy places the organism in Eukaryota, Metazoa, Arthropoda, Insecta, Hymenoptera, Cynipidae. The transcript has 2 exons. The record is from RefSeq and is a predicted model, not a curated record. Bases 329 to 703 code for a protein of 124 amino acids.